ACGUGGCGGCCACGUCCGUCCACGUGGCACCACUUCGAGUUUGAGGUUAUGGUCGCUCGUAAAAUAAUAAAAACGGCGAAACUGGCUCGUUUCGGAUUUACCGUGUAAGCAAAUGUCCACCGUCUCGUCGUAAAAACGGAUCCAAGUUGGCGACCGCAGGUGUCGAGAGUUCAGAACUUCUGAGAGAGAGAGCGAGCGAUUCUAAAAUCACGUGGAGCGGAUUUCGAUGUGUGUGCGUGUUGGUGAGAGAAGGAGAGAGAAACAAGCAGAAGAGCGCUAAUGACGCCAUGUUAUUGUCGAUUCUCUCUGCGCCGAGAGGAGUAGGCGUGGCCGUUCGACGAUGUGGCCUGCUUGGCGUGUACACUGUCAAAUUUGGUUGCUCGUGGAGUUGGUCCUGUGACACGGUUAGUCGGGUUUGCUCAGUUUGCCGCUCGAGAAUGCCGGGGCUCCGCCCCGAGCGCACACAUUGAAAGGUCGGGAGAAUCUUCGCAAGCUGUCACUCUCACUCUCGGGUCAAUAUUUAAAAUUUACACCGCAUUCGAGACGAAGUUCAUAAGGCAUAUAAAAAUAAUAAACUGCCGGCGCGCUUCUUAACGAUUUUUUGCUCGUCGUUUUCUUGGUCCUUUCCUCAUCGACCCCGGGGAAGAGAAGUGCUCUUAACGUUGACAAAUAGGUGUGGUUAUGAGUCCCCUUCCUCCCUCGGAAUUCCGCAAGUUGACAGUUCCCCCGGUCGUUAUUCCCGCUUUUAUUGUUUUAGAGUGUACUUUUACACAAUUGAAAGCUUAGCGCAGUUGAUCAAGCACGCAUCUGUCAACUCUGCGCGACUGUUUCACUCACACUUGGCCACUGUUUCGCCGAGGUUUGUUUUACGAUUUCACCGCAUGUUUGCAAAUUUUUACGGCUCGACCGGAACCGUCUUCCCUCUUCAGGACCACUUUCCGGCGCACUCGGUCCUCCAAACCGCCGUCCAAAACAUCUUCCAGGUGCACCACCGCACGGUUCCGUCUGACGUCGACGACACUCGACUGAUGACUACCUUUCCUUCUGGUGCACGAGCGGACGACCAUCGACCCAAGCCCAGAUUCCGGACGACGGCGCGGACGGGGUCGUCCGCGGACGCAAAAAAAAGAACCGUGUCUCCAUUACUACUACUUUUUCGAAGGGCGACGACGACGAUCGAACUGCCAACCGGCCCGGUGGAGAGUGAGACGGAGAAGGGGACUUACGGAAAUCCCGUCGAAAUCCCCGGGAUCUAAAGUCGGCGUCAGCGUCGCCGGGCCAGAAGACGAUAUAAUCUCCCGGCAUGGGCAUGGGGUGUCCGUAAGCUCAUAAUUACGGGGAGACGACGACGAGACCACGAUGACCACGCUGACGGAAAAGGAGGACCAGACCUGCAGUCUGGACCCGGGCGGUUUGUCAUCGUUUUUAUUUUAUUGUACCCCGGCCGGCUUGACAUCGGAGAGGAAAAAUGAUAAUCAUGCACCAGAUGGAACUAAUGUUGCAGCGAGACGUUGACGUUUUGAGGGGGGAGGUGGGACGGCAUCCUAGUAGACCUUGGCCUGAUUCGGUUUGGGUUCGAGCGGAUUUGGAACAGUAGGUCAGUUCGGUUGGAUUAGGU
This is a messenger RNA of Culex pipiens pallens (northern house mosquito), 1618 nucleotides long. RefSeq lists its product as uncharacterized. The transcript has 2 exons. NCBI's taxonomy places the organism in Eukaryota, Metazoa, Arthropoda, Insecta, Diptera, Culicidae. The record is from RefSeq and is a predicted model, not a curated record. The coding region runs from base 882 to 1256 and encodes 124 amino acids.